Molecule: messenger RNA, 6140 nt
Organism: Neogale vison (American mink)
Lineage: Eukaryota; Metazoa; Chordata; Mammalia; Carnivora; Mustelidae
Gene: OAS2
Product: 2'-5'-oligoadenylate synthetase 2
Biological process (GO): defense response to virus; negative regulation of viral genome replication; regulation of ribonuclease activity
Cellular component (GO): cytosol; membrane; nucleoplasm
Molecular function (GO): double-stranded RNA binding; 2'-5'-oligoadenylate synthetase activity
Source: RefSeq, a predicted model, not a curated record
CCUCGGCAGGACAGGCCCGGGGUCCUACAGUUCCGCCUGGCAUCCCUGGACCUUAAACACUGGAUGGAUGUCAGCUUGGUGCCGGCCUUUGACGCUCUGGGGCCGCUCAAUUCCAACGUCAAAGUCAAACCCGCGCCCCAGGUCUACUCGACCCUCCUCAACAGCAGCUGCCAGGGCGGUGAGCAUGCGGCCUGCUUCUCAGAGCUGCGGAGGAACUUUGUGAACACUCGGCCGGCCAAGCUGAAGAACCUGAUCCUGCUGGUGAAGCACUGGUACCGCCAGGUGUGCCGGGAGGAGGCGAGGAGAGAGGUGCUGCCUCCAGCUUAUGCCCUGGAGCUGCUGACCAUCUUCGCCUGGGAGCAGGGCUGCGGGAAGAAUGCCUUCAGCCUGGCCCAAGGCCUGCGGACGGUGCUGGGUCUGAUCCAGCAGUAUCGGCACCUGUGUGUCUUCUGGACCCUGCACUAUGGCUUCGAGGAUGCUGCGGUCAGCUGCUUCUUGAGGCAGCAGCUCGAGAGACCCAGGCCUGUGAUCCUGGACCCAGCUGACCCCACGUGGGAUGUGGGGAACGGUGCAGCCUGGCGCUGGGAUAUACUGGCCCAGGAGGCAGGGUCCUGCUACGAGCGCCCGUGCUUUCUGCAGGCGGCAGGGGGCGCUGUGCAGCCCUGGGCGGGGCCUGGCCUUCCACGUGCUGGGGCCGCAGGUUUAGACCACCCCAUCCAGCGAGACUCUGCCCAGAGGUCCCCUGAGGAGAACCGCAGUCUCCACGCUGUGUGCCCCAGGACAGGGGGCAGGCGGCCCUCAGGCCCAGCUCCUGGCCCCUCGGGGGCAGCCAGCAUCAUCCCUUCCACGCUGGGGACGGCUUUGGAUCUGUCCCAGAUUGCUGCCAAGGACCUGGACCGCUUCGUCCAGGACCACCUGAAACCAAACCCCCAGUUCCAGAAGCAGGUCAGCAAGGCCAUCGAUGUCAUCUUGAGUCGCCUUCGUGAGAAGUGUGUCUACAAGGCCUCGAGAGUCAGCAAGGGGGGCUCCUUUGGCCGGGGCACAGACCUGAGGGGAGGCUGCGAUGCCGAACUUGUCCUUUUCUUCAACUGCUUCAACGACUACAAGGACCAAAUCACCCGCCGCCCACAGAUCCUUAGUGAGAUGCGGGCACAGCUGGAAUCCGGGUGGCAGGACCCAGUCCCUGGCCUGAGCCUCCAGUUUCCUGAGCGGACCGUGCCCGGGGCUUUGCAGUUCCAGCUGGUGUCCACGGCCCUAGGAAGCUGGAUGGAUGUGAUGGUGCUGCCUGUGUUUGACGCCGUGGGGCAGCUCUGCUCUGGCGCCAAACCCGCGCCCCAGGUCUACUCGACCCUCCUCAACAGCAGCUGCCAGGGCGGCGAGCACGCGGCCUGCUUCUCAGAGCUGCGGAGGAACUUUGUGAACACUCGGCCGGCCAAGUUGAAGAACCUGAUCCUGCUGGUGAAACACUGGUACCAUCAGGUCGCAGCUCAGAACAAAGGACAGCAGCCAGCCCGUGCCUCUCUGCCCCCAGUCUAUGCCCUGGAGCUCCUGACCAUCUUUGCCUGGGAGCAAGGCUGCGGGAAAGAUUCUUUCAAAACAGCUGAAGGCCUAAAGACCGUCCUAGGACUUGUCCAGCAGCACCAGAAGCUCUGUGUCUACUGGACGGUCAACUAUAGCUUUGAGGACCCAGCUAUCAGAACACACCUUCUUGGCCAGCUUCAGAAAAAGAGGCCCCUGGUCCUGGAUCCUGCCGACCCCACCUGGAAUGUGGGCCAGGGCAGCUGGGAGCUGUUGGCCCAGGAAGCAGCAGCUCUGGAGACACAGGCUUGCUUUAGGAGUGGAAAAGGGACGUCUGUGCAGCCCUGGGAUGUGAUGCCUGCUCUCCUUUACCAAACCCCAGCUGGGGACCUUGACAAGUACAUCAGUGAAUUUCUCCAGCCGAACCGCCAGUUCUUGGCUCAGGUGAACAAGGCUGUCGAUGCCAUCUGCUCAUUCCUGAGGGAAAACUGCUUCCGGAAUUCUGCCAUCAAAGUGCUCAAGGUGGUCAAGGGUGGCUCUUUAGGCAAAGGCACAGCUCUGCGAGGCCGCUCAGAUGCGGAUCUAGUGGUAUUCCUCAACUGCUUCAGCCAGUUCACCGAGCAGGGCACCAAGCGGACUGAGGUCAUCUCAGAGAUCCGAGCCCAGCUGGAGGCAUGUCAGCAGGAGAUGCAGUUCGAGGUGAAGUUCGAGAUCCCCAAGUGGGAGAAUUCCCGCGUGCUGAGCUUCUCCUUGACGUCCCAGACGAUGCUGGAUCAGAGUGUGGACUUUGAUGUGCUGCCAGCCUUUGACGCCUUAGGCCAGCUGGUCUCCGACUACAGGCCCCCAUCUCAAGUCUACGUCGACCUCAUCCACAGCUACAACCACGCGGGCGAGUUCUCCACCUGCUUCACGGAGCUGCAGCGGAACUUUAUCAUCUCUCGGCCCACCAAGCUCAAGAGUCUGAUCCGACUGGUGAAAUACUGGUACCGGCAGUGCAACAAGAUGCCCAAGGGGAGAGGCUCCCUGCCCCCCCAGCACGGGCUGGAACUCCUGACGGUGUAUGCCUGGGAGCAGGGCGGCCAGGACCCCCAGUUCAACAUGGCCGAGGGCUUCCGCACUGUCCUAGAGCUGGUCAGCCAGUACCACCAACUCUGUGUCUACUGGACCGUCAACUACAAUGACAAGGACAAGACUAUCAGAGACUUCCUGAACCGGCAGCUUCGGCAGCCCAGGCCCAUCAUCCUGGAUCCGGCUGACCCGACGGGCAAUCUCAGCCACAAUGCCCGCUGGGACCUGCUGGCCGAGGAAGCUGCCGCCUACAUGUCUGCCCUGUGCUGCAUGAGCAGGGACGGCACCCCCAUCCGACCAUGGCCAGUGAAGAGCUCAGGACUGAUGCUUGUGGGCUGCAAACACCUGCCCUGCCAAGCAUGCACCAGCAGUUUCCUGGUUCUCGAAUGUGAGUUUUGGUUUCCUGUCUGCAAGCAAGGGAGUGGCUCCUUCUCCUCUCCCUUCCAUCCCCCAACACCACGGCCGCCAGCGGGAGCAAUGGGCAUCUGGGGGUCGCAUCUGUACUCCGUGCAGCCUGAGAAGCUGGACGAGCUGAUCGAGAACUUCCUGAGGCCCUAUGAAGAGUGCCAGAGACAGAUCCAUGACACGGUGAACACCAUCUGUGCCAUCCUGCAGGAAACGGAGCAGUUCCCCCCCACGAUAAGUGUGGUCAAAGGCGGCUCCUAUGGCAGGGAAACGAUGUUGAGGGGCAACUCCGAUGGGACGAUUGUCAUCUUUGUCAGUGACUUUGAACAGUUCCAGGAUCAGGAAAAAAAACGAGAUGAAAUCCUCACCAAGCUCUGGCUGUGUCUGACAGAGUGUCAGUUCACCAGGAAGAUGCCGGCCAAAAUGGAGGUCCAGAAGUCCCCCAGUGGGCUUACCUUCCAGCUGUCCACAAGAUGGCAGAACAUCACGUUCAAGGUGCUGCCUGCUUACAACGCUCUGGGCUUGAGCGAGAAGCCCACCCCCCAGACCUACCGAGAGCUCAGAAGAGCCCUGGACAUGACCAAAGCCCACCCUGGCGAAUUCUCCAUCUGCUUCGCCGAGCUCCAGCAGAGGUUUUUUCACAACCAUCCGAGAAAGCUGAAGGAUUUGAUCCUAUUGGUAAAGUACUGGUACCAACAGUGCCAGGAGAGGCUGAAAGGUCUGUCCCAUCUGCCCGUGUAUGCCUUGGAGCUUCUCACGGUCUAUGCCUGGGAACAGGGGUGCAGAGCAGAAAACUUUGACAUGGCAGAAGGCAUCCGAACUGUCCUGGGGCUAAUCAGACAGCAGGAGCAGCUGUGCAUCUAUUGGAUGGUCAACUACAACUUUGAGAAUGAGACAGUCCGGAACAUUCUGCUGAGCCAGCUGAGGUCACCCAGGCCGGUAAUCUUGGAUCCAGCCGACCCAACCAAUAACGUGAGCAAAGAGAAGGUGUGUUGGCAGCUGUUAAAGCAAGAAGCUUGGAACUGGUUGUCUUCUCUCAGCCCCCGUCAGUCACCUGGACCAUCAUGGAAUGUUCUGCCGGUGCCGCUGUUUGCCACCCCGGGCCAUCAUCUAGACAAGUUUAUCAAGGACUUUCUCCAGCCCAACAAACAGUUCCUAGACCAGAUCACCGUAGCUGUUAAAUUCAUCCGUGACUUCCUUCAAAAAAAUUGUUUUAGCCAUUCAAGGACGAAGGUCCAGAAGACUGUGGAGGGAGGGUCGACAGGCAAAGGCACAGCUCUGAAGACCGGCUCCGAUGCCGACCUCAUUGUGUUCACAGACUCGCUUAAAAGCUACACCUCCCAAAAAAACGAGAGAUGCUGUAUCAUCAAGGAAAUCCACACACAGCUAGUAGCCUGUCAGCGGGAGAAAGAAUUCGAAGUGAAGUUUGAGAUUUCAAAAUGGAAGGCUCCCAGGGUGCUGAGUUUCUCUCUGAAAUCCAAAGUGCUCAACGAAAGCGUGAACUUUGAUGUCCUGCCUGCAUUUAAUGCCCUAGGUCAACUGAAUUCUGACUUCCCACCCAGCCCCAAGGUCUACGUUGAUCUCAUCGAUCUGUAUAAAUCGUCAGACACCAUGGACGGAGAAUUUUCCACCUGUUUCACGGAGCUGCAGCGCAAAUUUGUUGUCUCUCGGCCCACUAAACUGAAGGAUCUAAUUCGUCUGGUGAAACACUGGUACAGACAGUGUGAAAGGAAACUGAAGCAUAAAGGGUCUCUGCCCCCGAAGUAUGCCUUGGAGCUGCUCACCAUCUACUCCUGGGAGCAGGGGAGUGGGGCAGAGAAUUUCGACACCGCGGAAGGUUUCCGGACGGUCCUGGAGUUGAUCACAAAAUAUCGGCAGCUCUGUGUCUUCUGGACAGUCAAUUACAACUUUGAGGAUGAGACUGUGAGGAACUUCCUACUGACCCAGAUCCAGAGGACCAGGCCCGUGAUCUUGGACCCAGCGGACCCCACCGGCGACGUGGGCGGAGGCGACCGAUGGUGCUGGCAUCUCCUAGCCAAAGAAGCUACCGAGUGGUUGUCCUCUUUCUGCUUCACAGAUGGGACUGGAUAUCCUGUGCAAUCGUGGAAAGUGCCAAUAGUGCAGACACCAGGCAGCUGUGGCAUGGGGAUUCAGCCUCUGGUCAAUGAGAUGUUCGCCUUCAGAAGUCCUAGAACCCUGAAUGGUAAUGCUAGAAGAGACUUCUGGAGGUCGUCCGGCAGCUGCUUCUUAAAGAUCCACUCUCCUCCAUUCCUCCUCUCGCUUCGCUGACUCCUCUCGAAACCAAGACCGCCCAGUCCUUCCCAGCACCACCCUGCUGGACCCUCGCUCUGCACAGGACCCGCCUUCCCAGACACACCCAUGCUCACCCAGCUUCACUGGCUCCAUCGUGUCUCUGUAGUCCCAGAGGGAAGCCCUUUACCCUGGGAUCCUAUAAUUUCAUGAUCUUGCUCUCACCCCCCUCCGUCAUUGCCCACCUCCUGCCCCUUUCCCUCUGCGCAUCGAGCCCUGUCUACACCUGCUGAGCCGAAGGUCUCCCAGCAAGUAGCUAGCCGAUGUCUUCUUAGCCCUUAAAACUUUCCAGAAGCUUGGAUUAUAACUGUUGCCUCACAUGCAUAAUAGCCUAUUGACUUUUCCUCCUGAGCCUACCCCCCACCACCACCAAAAUGCGUGCCUUCUGGCCGGAUCUCAAGGCUUUAUGCUCUGGCUUUAGCUUCAGAGAUACCUGGAUGUCUGCGUGUUUUAACCUCAAAUAUCCACUUUAAGCUUUACCACCCCCCAUUAUGCCACUACACCAACCACCACAGAAUGAAGAGCAUGUCCAGUCUUUGUCCCCAGCUCCCAGCCCAGAGCCUCAGGACCCAGGGAAUUUCCCGAUAGGAGAGUCUUUACCACCCCCAAGGAACCUCGUCCAGCCGUCCCUGAGCUUACGCGAAUGGGGUUUAGGGCCUUUGGUGAGAGUUUCCAAGGAGGGACUGGCCACCAGGCAUGUAAUGAGAGGGUAGAAGCUUUCAGUCCCAUCCCCCCAACCUCCCAAGAGCAGACUGAACUCAAGCACCUGGCUAAUGGUUUAAUUAAUCAUGCCUUUGUAAUGAAACCCCAAUAAAGACUCUGGACAGCAAGGCUUGGAA